AAUUAGAGUCAGAAGUACGCAUCAGAAUCUGACAGUAUCACAGCAAGAAGAGAAGAGAUGGAAGGCGUAGAACACAGAACGGUGGAAGUGAAUGGCAUAAAAAUGCAUGUAGCAGAGAAAGGAGAGGGUCCUGUGGUCUUGUUCCUCCAUGGCUUCCCCGAGCUCUGGUACUCCUGGCGCCACCAGAUUCUCGCUCUCAGCUCCCGAGGCUACCGCGCCGUUGCCCCUGAUCUACGGGGCUACGGUGACACUGAGGCACCAGCUUCAAUCAGCAGCUACACCAUCAUGCACCUCGUGGGUGACAUCGUGGCACUCAUAGACUCACUUGGUGUGGAUCAAGUCUUCCUCGUUGCCCAUGAUUGGGGAGCUAUCGUAGGAUGGUACGUAUGUUUGUUUCGACCAGAUAGAAUCAAGGCCUACGUUUGCCUCAGCGUCCCUUUCAUGCCCAGAAACCCAAAAGUCAGGCCCGUUGAUGCUAUGCGGGCCCUCUAUGGGGAUGACUACUACAUCUGCAGAUUCCAGGAGCCAGGCAAAGCGGAAGCUCUGUAUGGCGGUAAUAACAUUGGAGAAGUAAUAAAGGGUAUGCUUACAAGUCGGAGAUCUGGACCACCAAUCCUCCCCAAAGAAGGGGUUGCCCUUCCUUCAGGGUCCCUUCCCUCAAGAUCCCUUCCAUCUUGGCUCUCAGAGGAAGAUGUCAGUUAUUAUGCUUCUAAAUUUUCAAAAACAGGCCUAACUGGGGGCCUCAACUACUACAGAAAUCUCAACCUCAAUUGGGAGCUCACAGCAGCAUGGACUGGAACAAAAGUGAAAGUUCCAGUGAAGUUCAUUACUGGUGAAUUGGAUGUAGUAUACACCUCACUAGGGACGAAAGACUACAUAGACAGUGGUGCUUUCAAGCGAGAUGUGCCAUACUUGGAGGAAGUGGUUGUGCAGGAAGGGGUUGCUCACUUCAACAACCAAGAAGCUGCAGAGGAUAUCAGCAAUCACAUUUAUGAUUUUAUCAACAAGUUCUGAUGUUUUCAGCUUUGCUAAUGAACUUUGAGUUAGUUCAGUUAAAUAAUUUGGUCACUGUUGAUCUAUGUUACUGGCUGGUUUUAUAAUCAUAUGAUUGUGCCGUUACAAAAGCAUGUUUCCGUUAGAAUAAUAUAUGUAGUUUGCUGCUACAUAAAGUGUAAUCCUUCUAUUCCCGAAGCUUAGUGGAAGGUUGGCUCUGUUCUUUUGCAU
Messenger RNA from Vigna umbellata (rice bean), 1224 nucleotides. Its product is annotated as epoxide hydrolase 1-like. The record is from RefSeq and is a predicted model, not a curated record. Lineage: Eukaryota; Viridiplantae; Streptophyta; Magnoliopsida; Fabales; Fabaceae. Gene Ontology annotation, molecular function: catalytic activity.